AGAGCCAUGCGGCCUCAGCUGUGUGGCAGACGGUGGGGCACCCGCUCCCCCGGCAAAGCGUGACCUGCAUCAAUACUCGCAUCCACCCUCCAUAUUUGGUAAGUUGCGGCGCUCAUCUUUAUGGCGCUGACUGACCUUUUCCAAGUCAGGCUAGUUCUUCGGGUGCUGUCGCUGCAGCUGUGCUUCUAUGUGGCCCGAAGUUAUGAGGCGAAGGCAUCUGGUCUGGUAAUGAAGCUGCAAGACUCUCUAGCAAGCGGUCUCUACCAGGACAGCCUGGCCUCUCCGGAGGCCAUCGUCCGCUCGGUGCGGAAGGCGGCGCCGGGGGAGAAGAUCCAGGAGCUGUUGAGCCAGAUCAACACGACCCUUGACUCGGAGCUUUCCCAAAUGAUGUUCGAGGAGAGCCGCAGCAGCGGCUCGGAGGAGCUGCGAAGGCUCCGCGAGCGCUUCGAGGACUGCCGGCAUGGAGUUCAAGCGGUUUUGCUGGAUGACAGCAUGAGGAGCUCGCACAGAUCUUGCCGUUUGCAGGAAGCAGCCGCUCGGGCGGCUCUGCAGCGCUGCCAGCGCGACUGCCAGAGCCUGGAGCAGGCCUACCACUUGCAGAGGAAGAGCUGCAAUGAGGCGCAGGAUGCGCUGGACAGCGCAAUCUGCGCGCAGCAGCGGCGGCCCUGCGACCAUCGCCUGGCCUGCGAGGCCAAGGCCCUUGACGCCAUGAACACUGCCAUGGACACCAUCGAGGCUCAGGAGCGGGAGUACUUUGGCCUCAGCAAGGCCAAGGCAUCGGUCGCCUGCCUACUUUCCAGCCUCCGCCGAGGUGAGGAUGCGCACGAGGCCUUGGCCGCUUGCCAGACGGUCACGGAGAGGCGCUUGGCGCCUUUCGAGUUGCCGGCGCUGCCGGAGCUGUCACCUUGCGAGCCGGCGCACGCGGCGGCGGAUUACCGGGACUUGCCCAAGGAGGCGCCAGCCAAGCCUUGCUCCAGCGCCUGCUGCGCCUCGUUGCUGCAGGACUCAAAUGAAGACUCGGACGACUUUGAGGAGGCUACGAAAACACGUGUCGCAGGCAAGCGGAACGCCACCAACACCACCCUGCAGCUGGAGGCGGGCUACGUCUUGGUGCGGGUCCUGGAGAAGUCGCCCCAAGGGGAGGUGAGCACCAUCACCAAGCAGGAAUUCAACGAGCGGCUUGAGCCUACCAACAAGAACACCACGUAUCCGCUUGUCAAGCGUAUUUGCCCAUCCUGUGCUGCCACGCACACUGAGAUCUUCUAUCGACGCUACACGCCUCUCAAGUCGUUUUCUCCCUACGAGGCGUUGGCAUGCGCCUGGAACGAGGACGUGGAGAACGUGCAAGGCAAGGAUUUCAAGAUCUUCAGCAACCUGAACGAUGCCUUGGCGGACAAGAACGCGUGGACUUCUUGCACCUACAGCCCCCAGGGCAGCGGCAGGGGCUUUCCGAACGAGUGCGGGCCCAAAGAUCCAGUGGGCGAGCAGUGGAACAGCGUGCCGGUGGACGCAGGUGUCGCCAACGGCAAGUGCAGCAUCGACAAAGGUGGUCGCGCGGUGAGCUACUAUAUGCUCCUGCCAAUUGUGCCGCAGAAGUUCAGGGUGGGCCUCUCGGUGGACAAAGACGGGCACACCAAGAGCCUGGGCGGGUCUGAGUUCAACCGACGCUUUCAAGAGAGCAGGUACCACAUCAUCAAGCGGACCUGCGAGUCAUGCUCCAAGAGCCACAAGUACAUCUACUACCGGCGGCUCACAAACGUGGAUACCUAUGAGCCUUACAAGACCUUGGCCUGUGACUGGCAGGCUGGCGCAGACAACGCCUUUAUGGUGGACUUCAAGCUGUUCAGCACUCUGCAGGAUGCCUUGGCGGACGACAAUGCCUGGGACUACUGCGGCUUCGACAGCGGCAGCGGCUUCCCGGGAUCCUGCAGCCCAACGGGCAAGGCCAAGACUGGCCAGAGCAACUACCUCUCGGUCCGGGGCUGCACCUGGAAGAAGUCCGACAAGGCAGUGACCUUUGAGCUGUACGAAGAUGAGGAUCUGGAAAUCGAGGCAAAGAUGAUCUCUUGGUACGGGCCCAGGCCAGACUGGUCCAAGAAGGCAGAGGUGGACAACCCCCAGUUCGCUAUCGACGCGGGUGAUGCCAAGGAUUUGGUCAAGGACACCGGGUUCACAAUGAUGUCAAUGGUUCGUCGAGAUGAAGCCUCGGGUCCUUUGACAAUCUUCAGUGCUGGUCAUGACAGCUCCAGCAUGGACGUGGACCUUCGGGCUUUCAGCAAUUCGGACUCGACCUUUUCCUUCCGCUUCAGUGGCCAGGAAUGCACAACUGCUGCGACUGAGAAGAGCGAGCAGGCAAUAUGGCAGCACGUGGCCUUCACCUACGACAUGAAGCUGAACGAGACCCGCAUCUAUCUGAACGGCCUGGAGGUGAAGGCCUGCCCCUUCCCGACUGCCUACUCGCCGGACGACGCUGCAAAGAUGAUGGUGGGUGCUUACAAGACGCAAGCCCUGUGGGGCGGGGCCCUGAAGGAGAUGAAGAUCUGGGGGCAGAGCCUCAGCGGGCCUCUGAUGGCGCGCCUGGCCGGGGACCUGGCGAUGCCCCAGGCCAUGGUAUGGUUCUCCCACGUGGAUGGGUGGAGCAGGACAGGCUUCGGUGAGGCGGUGGGCUUCUGUGCCAAGCACCACAUGAAGCUGGCGCACUAUGAAGACUACUGCAAGGCGAACAGCGAAGGGGUGCUGACGGUGAAUCCUCGUGUGGCGCCAGGGGACCAGUGGGCGCCCUUCGCCAGUGAGCAAGGAAAUAACUCGUGGGUGCAAAUUGGAAAUGGCGCCAGCACCAAGAACCCGGUGGAGGCUUGCAAGAGCUACGAGCAGGAGUUCGGGGAGAAGCCGGCCUGGGGUUUGGAUGGCAAGGCCAACCGCUACAAAUCCUUCCUUGCCUGCAAAGCAUGGUACGGCUUCAUCAUGUACCCGGAAGACAAGGGCCAAGGCAAGUGCGAGGGCGAGGUCCUCCCGCAGCAGAACGAAGCCAAGAGCGAGGCGGCCUGCAAGAUGCACUGCGUCAAGGAGCAGAGCUGCCACUUUGCAAGCUUCGUGGGGGGAGACUCGGAUAGCAGCUGUACGCUCUUUAGCACCUGUGAUAGCUGGUCGAAGCAGUCGUCCUCAACGACUUUCGUCAAGAAGCCCCUGCGAUAGACACUCCUCCACAAUGGCAGCUGAAAGAGGAGUUUGUAUGCUUAGAUGGAUUUUCAGGCAAGUCGUGAAGCUUGCAUUCAUGUUCAAGUGGUGAGUGGACGAGCUCUGAAAGGCUCCGAGAUGUACACCAGCGCCCCGAGAAAAGCGC
This is a messenger RNA of Effrenium voratum, 3343 nucleotides long. Lineage: Eukaryota; Dinophyceae; Suessiales; Symbiodiniaceae. The record is from the annotation of a GenBank genome assembly.